Megalopta genalis is the source of this 3526-nucleotide messenger RNA. RefSeq names its product transforming acidic coiled-coil protein (gene tacc). The record is from RefSeq and is a predicted model, not a curated record. Gene Ontology annotation, biological process: mitotic spindle organization; cerebral cortex development; nuclear migration. Gene Ontology annotation, cellular component: cytoplasm. NCBI's taxonomy places the organism in Eukaryota, Metazoa, Arthropoda, Insecta, Hymenoptera, Halictidae.
GUUAAGAAAGCGGUUGUGGCGUUGUGGGCUAAACAUCGUAACGCUGGCGACUUUGUUCACAACGCCGCGAAGCAGAGGACGCAACAGAGGUUUCAAAAGUGUUUUUUGAUUAAAAUACGAAAUUCCCGACUCAAAGUGGUUAUUCGGAGGUUCGAGAUUACCAGCAGUGCAACAACGGAAUACGUUUAAUGAACAUAUAACAAGAAGUUUUUGAAUAUUUGUGCGAUAUCGUCGAGAUGUCAAGCCCUAGGAGUAUCGGUGGUUCGGUUCGCGAGGGUACCCGGGUUGUGCUUCGUGAAAUCACUGCAUCUCUCCACAAUUCGCCGCCGGCGCCAUCGUCUUGUUUCAAGAACGGCAACGACAGUUCGCUACAGAAGACAGCAGAGCAUGAGGUGAAGGUCCGAUUCGCUCGGGAGUUCGCCGACGUCGGAUCGAUCGGCUAUACGGUCCCGGAGUCUCUGUCCUCGUCGAGCAGUUUCCAAAGUCUCAGCAGCACAGUCAGCACCAAAAGCAGCAGCGGCAUAUGCCUGGACUCGGCGCACCAGACGCCGGACCAGAUAUCGGAUAUCUCCUACUUGAAUUCCAGUAUACCCGGUGUUGACGAGCUGAUCCUUGGCUGCGGUAACAUAAGGUUAAACUCCGAGGAGGACUCGAUCGACUGUAUUCAGGAUCUCAGCCAGGAUCAAACGUUCGCGUCCGCCACCGACGAGCCUAUCACUGAGCUGAUCGAGGAUCUGAACAACAGCAGCUCGUUGUUGGCUGACUCUUGCAACGACGCCCAAGAGACCAGCCUCUAUUUGACACAGAAUCGCACACAGGAUCCGCAGGAUCGACCCAUUCUGAUAAUUCCUCUGACGCAGACAGAAGAACCAAUCGAGAAUUCGGAUUCUUGUAAUGGUAACGAUCACGUGACCGCCAAUUCGCAAAGCUGCGGUUUCGACAACGUCGAAGAACUUCCACUGCCAUCGCAUAGCGCUCCUCUGACACAGACAGAAGAACCGAUCGAGAAAUCGGAAUCUUGUAACGGGAAUGAUGACUUGACCGCCUACUCGGAAACCUGUAGUCUCGACAACGUCAAAGAACUUCCGCCACCGUCGCAUAGCAUUCUGACACAGACAGAAGAACCGCGCGAGAAAUCGAAUUCUUGUAGCGGGAACGAUGACUUGACCGUCGACUCACAAUCCAGCAACUUCGAUAACGUCGAAGAACUUCCCCUAACGUCGCAUAGCACAGAAGGGUCUAAUUUGAAUAUUACGCAGUGUUUAUCGCCCGGCAGAGUGAGUCCAGAUGCGCCUAGAAUCGAAGAAGAAAUCGUAGAGGAUAUUCAAGCUCAGAUUGUAGUUGAGGAUAUCCAAGCCCAGAUCGUCGUUGAGGAUACCCAAGCCCAGAUUGUCGUUGAGGAUAUCCAAGCCCAGAUUGUCGAUGAGGAUAUCCAAGCCCCGAUUGCCGUUGAGGAUAUCCAAGCCCAGGUUGUAAUCGAAGAUAUCCAAGCCCAGGUUGUAAUCGAAGAUAUCCAAGCCCAGGUUGUAAUCGAGGAUAUCCAAGCCCAGACUGAAUUUAUAGCUGUAAAUAAUGUACCAUGCUCCAUAACAGACUCUGUAACCUCGGUGUCCCCAUUCACAGAACAUACAGAAGACUUAUCGUUGCCUAGUAUACCGACUCUGUCAUCGUUGCAGUUGACAGAUUCUUCGCGAUUGUGCGUAAACGAAGUCCAUGAAGUUAGUGAUAUUGAACAUCCUCCCUUACCUAGUUCGUUGCCAUCUGUAGAUGACAAAGCAUCGGUUGAACUUACUUCGAACUUAAGUGACACAAGUACUGAAGUAAAAGAGGAAUUCGCGAAGACAGAUGCGACCGAUUCGCUGAAAGAAACAGGGGAUGAAAACGAAGAGAAAUCUUCUGAUGAUAAGUUAGAUACGACUUUAACCUUUGAGGAUGCAUUAUUAGAUCCGGAGACUGUGCCGGAAGAGGAACAGUAUAAGGAUUUCAAACCUCAGAGACAGAGCACCACUUUAGUAUUGCCUAGUAUCGAACAACCGAACUUCGAUGAACUAAAGUCGGCUGCCGAGGAAGUUUCAAAUGAUAUUUUCAAGUCCUCGUUUGAAUUUCCAGAAGAAAGUGGCAAUUUCGUUACCGCAACAUCCGAUAUAUUCCAAGAUCCAACGAGUUUCGACUUUCUGACAGCCUGCGGUAAUUCCAAAACCAUAAACCGUCUUAGAACGGAAUCGUUGUAUGUAAACUUUGACCCAUUGGUGGGGGACACCAUCAGUAUGCUGCCCCAAGGGAACACAGAACCAAUCAAUGAAGAAGAACAAAAUGGAAAAACCGAGAGCCCACCGCCAAUUAUUGGCACUCCGAAACGUAAUCCUGCUAUAGCGGCUAUAGACAGGCUAUUAUUUUUCAGUCCUAUCACUACAAACAUGACACCGAAAAUGGAAGAACCUAAAGAGAAAAUUGAACAGCCUGCGGAUGAACCAAAGUCAGAUACUCCGUUCAUUAACGGUGUUAAUAUGAGCAAGGAGUUAGAAUUAGUGAGAACAACUGUAUUGCAAUUAGAAGAAGAAUUGGAGAAACAGAAGAAGGAGCACAAGACAGAAUUAGAAAGGCAGAAAAACUCUUUUCAAGAGGAGAUUAAUCAAUUACAGGCACAAAUAGCGCAAGAGAUAAAGAGUAAAUCUCAGAUAACGGUCGUGAUCGAAGAAUAUGAGAAAUCGAUUAGCCGAUUGCUUACGGAGAAAACGAAAUUACAAGAAGAAUUACAAGCCACGAAUGUUCAUUUAUCAAAUACCGAGGCUGCGUUCAACGAUGUUCACCAGAAAUACGAAAAGGUGAAAGCAGUCGUAUCGGUAUACAAAACUAAUGAGUUAGUAUUAAGAGAAAGUAUCCAAGAAAAUAUGGACACCAUAAAGUGCUUGCAAACGCGGUACGAUAAUUUGAAAGUCCAUGCUACGUCUCAACUCGAAAAGGCUAAUUCUGAUUUGGAGAACAUAAGGAAACAACACGAAGAUGAAAUAGUUAAGCUUCACGCCUUGUUACGAAAAGCAGAGCUUAAAAGUAAUUCAUUGGCCCAACAGGUGGAGCAAAAGACUAGAGAAAACAAAGAACUGGCACAAAUAUUGGAUGAGGUGAUCGCUCGAGUAGGUCAACAGAAUGCGGAAUAAAAAUGCGAAUUAAUAAACACAAGUAUCGCGACUGCAGAACGCGAUUAGUCGUUAUUUUUUUAUAAAGAAAAUGACAUGAAUGAUGUAUAUAUAUUAUUUUUACGUUUACGUUACAAAUUUCGUUUUUGUUUCAAAGUAGCACCUUUUAUUUUAAUAAUUAUUUAUACGUUGUGACAUAUAUAUAUAUAUAUACUAUUUUACCGCUAAUAAAAAAUUAGGCACAUAUAAAAUAACCUUUCUCAUUCAUAUUUAUGCAGUAAAAAAUGUCUUAAUACUCCUUAAACAUCACUCUAUUUUUACAGUCACACACGUUGCAUGUUAAAGUGUUAUCACAUGCUCUAGUUAUAAUACAUUUCAAGUAUAUCUCA